AUUAUUGUUGAGUUUUAUGUGAACUAGUCCCGUCUUGGAGGGCCAUAUCGGACCGAGACUACCUUUCCGGUUUCUCUCCGCGGUGCAGGUCACUCCCUCCGCACUGUCAGCUCUCUACGCGCUUCAAACUUGCAGGCUCUCUGGAAGUAGUCUGUUCCCACCGUCUCUCUUUUUCCAACCACCCACAGGUUUUUUUUUUUUAAGUGACAGACUGUUUUGUAAUGUGUUAAAGUGUGUGUGUCGCGGCGGCUGUACACCGGGAGGAAUCACCGUGUUUUUUCUUCGCGUUUUUUAGUUGGGAAGCGGCGGGGAAAUGUCCAGCUGAGGAUUGGAAAUCCCGAAACCGCAGGGCCUGUUUUUGUAAUGAUUGAUCAAUGCUUCGACAAUGGCGGUAAAGGCACAAGUUUUAUAUGACUUCUCUGCUGAGCCUGGAAACAACGAGUUGACGGUGAAGGAAGGCGAGACAGUCACUAUCACCAAUCAGAGUAUCGGAGGUGGCUGGAUUGAAGCACAGAACUCCAGAGGGGAAGUCGGACUGGUGCCAGAAGACUACAUCGAGUUCGGUCAGCAGGUUCCAUCGUUCCCAGGUGCAGGAACCACAGCACCUACCCCAAGUUUUGGAAAUGUUGCACCUCCAGACUUGUCCAUCUUUGAUGCCUACGCUCCCCCUGCAGCACCAGCACAGAACCAGGUGGAUGCUGGGGGCUUAAGUCCCCAGCCGGAUACCCCCGACACCCCAGUUUCCCCCUACCUUUCGUCCCCUGAUGAGGCUAGUAACGGUAAUGAUCCCUGGUCGGUGUGGAACGCAGACCCCUCGGGGGGCACCAACAACAACUGGGCGUCCAAUCCAGAGGGCACCCAGACUGGGAAGAGUGCUGCUGACCCCUGGGGAUCCAUAUCCCAGGGCCACCCUCAGGCUUACCAGGGCCCUGCAGAGGAUGAUGAGUGGGAUGAUGAGUGGGAUGACAUGAAGUCCACUGGAGGAUACGCUGAGUCAGAAUCUGGAGAAAGUGGAGCAAUGCAGAGAGGAGGAGCUCAUGCGUCUUCAAUGAAAAUCUCCCUCAACAACAGGUUUCCUGGGUUCUCUAAGUCUGGUCCAGAGCUCUACCUCCUAUGCAAGCAGCUCCCCAAGGGCAAAGAGAAACUACCAAUCUAUCUGGGAGAAGUUGGUCCGGUGUGGUCUUACCCAGAAAGUCAGCUAGACUGUGUGGUGGCUGAUCCUAAGAAAGGCUCAAAGAUGUACGGCCUAAAGAGCUACAUCGAGUACCAAAUCACGCCCAAUACCACAAACCGACCAGUCAAUCAUAGAUACAAGCACUUUGAUUGGCUGUAUGAGAGGCUGCUAGACAAAUUCGGGUCAGCCAUCCCCAUCCCCUCUUUACCAGACAAGCAGGUGACAGGGCGAUUUGAGGAAGAGUUUAUUAAGAUGCGUAUGGAGCGGUUGCAGGGCUGGAUGACCAGGAUGUGCAGGCACCCAGUCGUUUCCGGCAGUGAAGUAUUCCAGAUUUUCCUCACCUACAAGGAUGAGAAGGACUGGAAAACGGGGAAGAGAAAAGCAGAGAAGGAUGAGACGGUGGGAGUGAUGAUCUUCUCCACGAUAGAGCCUGAAGCUCCAGACUUGGAUCCUGUGGAAGUGGAGCAGAAAUGUGAGCAGUUCAGCAAAUUCACCAAAGCCAUGGAUGACGGGGUAAAGGAAAUCCUCACAGUGGGCCAGGAGCACUGGAAGAGAUGUACAGGCCCUUUGCCAAAAGAGUACCAGAGAAUCGGCAAAGCCUUCCAAAACCUCUCCUCUGUCUUCACCAGCAGUGGAUACCAAGGCGAGUCAACCCUGACGGAUGCCAUGACAGCAGCGGGCAAGACAUAUGAGGAGAUAGCUCAGAUGGUGGCAGAGCAGCCCAAGAAAGACCUUCACUUCCUCAUGGAGACCAACAAUGAAUAUAAAGGUCUUCUGGGAUGCUUCCCGGACACCAUAGGAGUCCAUAAGGCAGCCAUAGACAAGGUGAAGGAGGCUGACAAGCUGGUGGCCACCAGUAAAAUUACCCCUCAGGACAAAGGCACCAUGGCCAAACGAGUCAGCACCAUGUCUUACACAUUACAAGCUGAGAUGAACCACUUCCAUAGCAACCGUAUCUAUGACUAUAACAGGGUCAUGCAGUUGUACUUGGAAGAGCAAGUCAAGUUUUACGAGACGAUUGCUGAGAAACUGAGACAAGCGCACAGUCAGUUCACUACAAUGUGAAAGCAACGGCCUUCAGUCUCGCACUACAAGACAAGAAGAGUUAAACCAGCUCAACAUCCAUAUUCUUGCUUACACUGCAUUCUUUUCCCUCCCUUUAAUUUAAAUUUCACUUCUCUCUUUCUCUCACACUUACCUCAUCUCUCUCAUUUACUGCUCAGGCCAACAGUCCCAGCUCAUGGUGUUACUUUUGUCUGCUGCUCUCGGAAGUCUGUGAACAGUUAGUGUGCAGCAGCUGAAAAGGGUUUGACACCAGUUUUUUUGGGGGUUUUUUUUGUAGGGCCAGCGAUGAUAACAGAACAAGACACACUAUUUACACACACCCUUCCUCUGUCCAAGGUCUGCAGCUUGUUACAGAGGAAGUAAACAUCACAAAGUCACAGUUUGUGGCCCUGAAUUGCUACAUUUCAUGAGUAAAACAGUUUUUUUUUUAUGCAAAUCUCUCAGCUAUGGGUGCAAACAUGCCUGUGCUCACAUUUUAUCUACCUAUUUUAAAGCAAUAUGGUGAAAAUGGUAAAGGAAAGGAUUUACACAUGGUGCAAAACUGUUGUCUGCACAUGUAGCGAUGUAGUAACACCAAAAACCAAAGCUAUCUUCCCCUCUUUCAAUAGGGGACAGCAGGGGGGUUGAUUUCUGAAUGCAGCAUUAACGAAAGAGAGCUUUACUGUCUUUUUCUCGGUCAACAUUAGGCCUGUUUUAAUGAUUGUAUUAGUACAUCUUCAGUGGAGCAUUCCUGCAUGUAUCCAAGUCUUGGAAGAAUAGGCAAAAGCAGAGUGUGUCGCCUGUCUGUCCACUGCUGGCAGUCCCUAGCCCCCUUUCAUCCCACACUUCCUCAAAAGCUAACAGGAAGCUCCACCUCCUUCCUGCCUUGCCCCUUUGAGGAAAAUAGAAAUGGUUGCCUCCCCCUCAGCAGCCUGUGCAACAUGACACUGCAGUUUACAUUUCAGGAGUGAAGACAAAAUGAUACUCAAGUUGGGGGUUCAUUAUUUUAAGACAUAAAGACCAAAUCAGUGAAUUGUAACCUCCCUUGCAGGUGGUACCGAUGCAUGAUUUCUGUCUCCCAGUUCUACUGAAGAAUAUUUGUCCUUUUAUUUGAUCAGAUUACGGUGUUUUCUAUGAAGGUGUGACAGCAAUGUUUAAUGUAAGAAUCUGUACUAUAAGAAGAGUUGGAUUAUGUUGUGUAUGCAGUUUUGCUUUUGCUUUUCACCGCCCAGUUUUCAAUCAGUCUCUAAUCUUGUUCACUCUUUUUUUUCUUAUCACUUGAUACAAAAAUAUACAUAUAUAUAUAUAUAUAUUCUAUUUGACCUAUCAGGUGCUUCUUGUCAUUGAGAUACUAUUUUAUGUAUAGAAGUAUUUGCAAUACAAUGUAACUCAAAGAGGAGCAGAAAUUCUGUUUGAUUUAUUAAACAAUGAUUUGUACUCA
Dicentrarchus labrax (European seabass) is the source of this 3659-nucleotide messenger RNA. RefSeq names its product sorting nexin 9b (gene snx9b). The coding region runs from base 386 to 2239 and encodes 617 amino acids. The transcript is spliced from 19 exons. Lineage: Eukaryota; Metazoa; Chordata; Actinopteri; Moronidae. Gene Ontology annotation, molecular function: protein binding; phosphatidylinositol binding. Gene Ontology annotation, biological process: plasma membrane tubulation; endocytosis; cleavage furrow formation. The record is from RefSeq and is a predicted model, not a curated record. Gene Ontology annotation, cellular component: plasma membrane; cytoplasmic vesicle.